UAAAAGUCAGAUGUUGCUCAUAGCUGAAGGAAAACCUACAGCGUUGCUCUGGUUGAGGCUCUCGUGAGCGCAGCGUCUGUGGAAGCACUGGGAGCAAUCUGAACUACAGAAUCAUCAAGCAGAAGUAAUGGCGCCCUGCGGCCUCUCGUCUCGUUGAGCAUCAGCAGCCACACGCGGGGGGCAGGAAUGAUCUACCUGGCUCACACAGCUCACCGCCAGUUCCUGGGUCUUGUGUUGGGCUUCCUGGCGUGGCUCUUCAUCAUGACGACCACCGGCAUCAACGAGUGGCGGCUCUGGUACGUGGACGACGUGUCCGUCGUCACGUCGGGCGUGGCCUGGGUGGGGAUCUGGAGGGCGUGCUUUUACAGCCACGUCCUCCCAGAGGCCGAGUACUGUCGCAGCAUCGGCAUCUCGGACAGCUUCGCCCCUGCCGAGAUCCCCUCGGCUCAGGUCCUGAUGAUGCUGGCGGUGAUCACCGGCCUGCUGGGGAACGUCAGCGCGGCGGUGGCCGUGAGGUUCGCCUACUUCUCGGUGGAAGACCGCAGGAACAUGAGGCUGAGCUUCGUGAUUGCCGGGGCUCUCUACUCGGUCACGGCGGUGUUGUCCUUGGUGCCUCUGGUGUGGAACAUGACCGCCGUUCUGAACAACAGCACCAUAGACUUUCCUCCGGAGUUCAACCUGCCUGUUGCUCCGGUCCGGCAGAGUGUGGGAGCAGCCAUCGGGAUGGGAAUGCUUGCUUCCAUCCUGAUGCUUACAAGCGGAGUGAUUUUCUUCUGCUACAGGCAUUCAUCGCAAACCGCGGACCCGCUCAGCGGCCACUGGACGGUACCAACACUGCCGAAGAAGUCUGAGCUGCCCAACGGUGACCGUCAAGCGAUGGAUAACCCGGGGUUCUACAGUGAAGAAAGAUUGUGAUGGUUCUACAUAUUUUUCCUGCAUUAACAAACACGUAUAUUUUGAGAACGUUUCCGAACUACAAAGCAGCCACAUGUUGCUUUGUAGCCCGUAUGUUAAAGAUCAAAACAUUCCUCCGGAAUGGCAGGUAUUGCAAAAACUCAACAAAGACGACAGCAGAAAUCACCCUGAUGAACGUCAUCUCGUGUGCUACAUACUCUGUGUGACAGGAAUCCAAAUCAAUAUAACCAUCAAUAACUAGAUUAUUCAAUGUUUUUGUAGGAGACAAUAUUUUAAAUGUUAUCUCCGUCUAAGCUGACAUGGCCGUCUCGUUUCCAGUGGUCUUUCACAAAUGCCACCUGACCCUGAUUUGUCAAGCUAGUGGCUCCUGAAGACCAGUAACGGUCUGCUGGUGUCUGGAACCAGACUGGUUGGAGAGGAUACUCUGAACCCUGGAAGAACACAGACGAGACCUCUGUGAACCCGAUUCAUCUCUAAAGUACAUCCUGCAUGCAACGUCUGGCAGAAAUAUUCUCAGACUUUUAACCUUUAUAGAUUUUUUUUUUACUCUAAAACCACAAACUUCAGUGUAAUGUCUCGCUACUGUAUCUGACAGCAUGAAUGCUUAGUGUUCCAAUAAGUUCUCAGAGGUGUUUUUAGAGAACAAAUCCUGGAAGAUCUAAUAAAUUUGGCAAAAAGACUUUGUUUUGAGAUUGUUGCGGAUCCUCUAGCACCGAACAAAAAUCAGCCACCUUUACAAUGUAAUUGUUCAGAUCGAAGCAUUUUGACAUCUUAAAACAGCCAAAACACCUGCAACACAAUCAAACAAUCGAUUUAAUUACAGGGUAUUUUUCCUACACAACAGCAACACAAAGGGAUUUCCACAGGGCGAUAUUUGGAGGUUGUAGAAAACAAACAAAAAAAACAACAAACAAAUAAUGAGCUCGUCAAGGCUAAGCACGAAAAAAAAAA
Messenger RNA from Xiphophorus hellerii (green swordtail), 1866 nucleotides. It is a transcript of the gene cldn34a, whose product is annotated as claudin 34a. NCBI's taxonomy places the organism in Eukaryota, Metazoa, Chordata, Actinopteri, Cyprinodontiformes, Poeciliidae. The transcript has 2 exons. Gene Ontology annotation, molecular function: structural molecule activity. The coding region runs from base 187 to 915 and encodes 242 amino acids. The record is from RefSeq and is a predicted model, not a curated record. Gene Ontology annotation, cellular component: bicellular tight junction; membrane.